Messenger RNA from Staurois parvus, 277 nucleotides. Lineage: Eukaryota; Metazoa; Chordata; Amphibia; Anura; Ranidae. The record is from the annotation of a GenBank genome assembly.
CUGUCAAUACUCCUUUGCAGGGGCGGACUGACCAUUUGGAAACUCGGGCACUGCCCGAGGGCCCCAGGGUCAGUAGGGGGCCCCAUGAGAUGCCCCUGGUACCUUUUUCAUAGGCUUUUUUGAGUUUGGGCAAGGACACAGGGGCCCCAUGAUCCCUUAUUCCCCGGGGCCCCAUGAGUUGUCAGUCCGCCCCUGCCCCCUUGCCAUUGAAGAUGCCCAUCAGUGCCCAUCAGGGCUGCCUAUCAGUGCCACAUAUCAGUGCCGUCUAGCAGUGCCC